UAUCAAAAUUUAAAACGGAUUUUCGUAAGUAUAAAUGGACCAGGGGAUCGUUUAUUCAGCAUAUCAGUUUCUUCUGGAGAAACAUCAGGUCCUCCAACAGCAAACGGUUUGAAAAGGAAAAAAAUGAAGCUUUGUACAUUUUUACUUUUGUGCAUUGGCGCCUUCGUGGUGGCCACCUAUGCUGAGGAAUCAGUACAGGAAUCAGUACAGGAAUCAUCUGAAGAAUUAACAUCAAAUGAACUUGAUUCUGAGUCUGACGAAAGUGAACUCGACGCCGAAUUCGAAUCAGAAGAAGAUGAAUCUGAUUUUGAUCUCGAAUUAGACGAAUUUGCCAGAAGAUGCCGUAGACGUGGACAAAGAUGCGAUAGGCGAAACCGUUGCUGCCGUGGACUGAGGUGCAAUCGUCGUUCAAGGACGUGCGCAAGACGAGGAGGUGGAGGUUCAGGUGGGAGUUGCCGAAGACAAGGACAAAGCUGCAAUCGCCAAUCGCGUUGUUGCCGUGGAUUGACCUGCAACCGUCAACAAAAAUGCGAACGUCGCCAACAACAACGUUGCCGUCGUGAAAAUGAAAGUUGCGGAAAUAACAGAAGCUGCUGCAGAGGACUGUUGUGCAACAAAAAAGACAGACGUUGCCGUCGUAGGAACGAAAUGCUUCCAGAAGAAUAUAUGGACGAUGUUGUCAGUGCCGAGGAACAAAUGGAAGAAACUGAAAACUAAUUUGGAAAAAUAAUCGACAA
Messenger RNA from Leptopilina heterotoma, 737 nucleotides. RefSeq lists its product as uncharacterized. Bases 124 to 717 code for a protein of 197 amino acids. NCBI's taxonomy places the organism in Eukaryota, Metazoa, Arthropoda, Insecta, Hymenoptera, Figitidae. The transcript has 5 exons. The record is from RefSeq and is a predicted model, not a curated record.